ACUCUUCUCGCUCGCGCUUUUCAUCGUCAAGCGAGAGCGAGAAAGAGCGAUCGAUUGAUAGGGAGCAGGAACAAGAAGAGGCAAGCGGCCAAUAGAGUGCGAAAGCGAGUAAAAUUGUUAGAUUUGAGGGAAUUUUUGAUUGUUUGGAGAAAGAUGCAGCCCGGCGACGUUUCCACGACCGAUCUCAUGGCGGCGAUUCUGAAUGGCAAGCUCGAUGCGUCUAAUUUGCUUCAGUGGGCUUCGAAGUUAUCGGAGAACCCUAGAUUUCUGGAGGUGGCCGUGCUGGUUGGCUGCCUCUCGGCGUUCCUUUUAUUCUGGCAGAAAUCGGGCGGCAAAGAGCCGGCCCGGGUGGCGGCGCCGCCAGCGCCAGCGGCUAAGCGGGCCAAGAAGAUGGUGAAGGAUACGGAAGAUGCUGAUUUCGGCAAAAAGAAGGUGACCUUGUUCUUUGGCUCGCAGACCGGCACCGCCGAGAGAUUUGCCAAGACCUUGGCGGACGAGGCCAAUGCGAGGUACAAGAAGGUCGUCUUCAAAGUCGUCGACUUGGAUGAUUAUGCAUUUGAGAACCAUGAGUAUGAAGAAAAGUUGAAGAAAGAGACACUCGGUCUCUUCUUCUUGGCAACGUAUGGAGACGGCGAACCAACCGACAACGCCGCCAGGUUCUAUAAAUGGUUUUUUGAGGCGAAGGAGAGGAACGUUUACUUAGACAACCUCCAGUUUGCUGUUUUUGGUUUGGGGAGCCGACAAUAUGAACACUUUAACAAGGUUGGCAUAGAGGUUGAUCGUAUUCUCGCUGAGCAAGGUGCCAAACGUAUCCUUCCUUUGGGGCUUGGUGAUGAUGAACAAUACAUUGAGGAUGACUUCACUGCAUGGAAAGACCUAGUGUGGCCAGAGCUAGACAAGAUACUGUGUGAUGAGGAUGAUGUAGCAGGAUUAUCUGCUGACUAUGUUGCCAGCAUACCUGAAUACCGUGUUGUAUUCCUAAAUCGUGAAGAUGAAUUGCAGAUGCAGAGAAAAUUGAGCCUUGCAAAUGGCCAUUCUGUUUAUGACCUUCGAAAUCCUUGCAGGGUCAAUGUGGCUGUUAGGAAAGAGCUUCAUACCCCACUUUCUGAUCGUUCUUGCACUCAUCUGGAGUUCGAUAUUUCUGGAACCAGUCUCAAAUACGAGACUGGGGAUCAUGUCGGUGUGUAUCCAGAGAAUACCCCUGAGAGUGUGGAGGAGGCUGCAAGGCUCUUAGGAUAUCCAGAAGAUACAUACUUCUCUCUACACUCUGAGAAAGAGGAUGGAACACCACUUAGCAGUAGCUCUAUUCCACCUCCAUUCCAAACGCCUAUUACUCUGAGAGAAGCACUUGCUAAAUAUGCUGAUCUUCUAAGUUCACCCAAAAAGGGGGUCUUAAUUGCUCUAGCUGCUCAUGCUUCUGAAUCAACUGAAGCUGAAAAGCUCAAAUUCCUGGCUUCUCCUGCUGGAAAGGAUGAGUAUAAUCAAUGGGUUGUGGCAAGCCAAAGGAGUCUUUUAGAAGUCAUGGCUGAAUUCCCUUCGUCCAAACCUCCUCUUGGUGUUUUCUUUGCGGCAAUAGCUCCUCGUUUACAGGCCCGUUACUAUUCAAUAUCUUCUUCGUCCAGGGUUUCACCUUCCAGAAUUCAUGUCACAUGUGCAUUAGUGCAUGGACCGACACCAACAGGAAGGAUUCACAGAGGAGUUUGUUCGACUUGGAUGAAGAACUCAUCUCCACAAGAGGAGACUGAAGAAUGUAGCAGGGUUCCUAUUUUUGUGAGACAAUCAAACUUCAAAUUACCUUCCGAUUCUGCGGUUCCAAUAAUAAUGAUUGGCCCUGGCACAGGCUUAGCGCCCUUCAGAGCCUUUUUACAGGAAAGGCUUGCACUCAAAGAGGCUGGAGCUGAGCUCGGCCCUGCCCUUCUCUUCUUCGGUUGCAGGAACCGAAAGAUGGACUACAUCUAUGAGGAUGAGUUGGACAACUACGUCAAGCAAGGGGCUCUUUCUGAGCUCAUCGUAACAUUCUCUCGUGAAGGUCAACGCAAAGAAUACGUGCAAAACAAGUUGUCCGAGAAGGCUGUGGAUGUCUGGAACAUCAUCUCUCAAGGUGGAUAUGUCUACGUCUGCGGUGAUGCCAAGGGAAUGGCUAAGGAUGUGCACAAAGUCAUCCACACCAUUGCUCAAGAGCAGGGAUCACUGGAAGGCUCCAAGGUCGAGGCCUACGUGAAGAAUCUGCAAAUGGAAGGGAGGUACCUGCGUGAUGUGUGGUAACAAGUUGCUGAGGUGGAGGUCCAAUUAUUAUUUAUAUGGAAUAAGGCUUUUGGGUUCUUAGUAGCUCACUGAGUUGCCUUGUCCUUAUUUGCGUUUUUAUUAUACAGAUAUAAAUGAUUCUUUUGACAGUGUAGCAUCAAUUGUAUGCAAAGUAGAGGAAAUAAUAAUAAUAAUUUGUUCUUGGUAA
Zingiber officinale is the source of this 2452-nucleotide messenger RNA. RefSeq names its product NADPH--cytochrome P450 reductase 3-like. Lineage: Eukaryota; Viridiplantae; Streptophyta; Magnoliopsida; Zingiberales; Zingiberaceae. Gene Ontology annotation, molecular function: FMN binding; flavin adenine dinucleotide binding; NADPH-hemoprotein reductase activity. The transcript has 17 exons. Bases 154 to 2265 code for a protein of 703 amino acids. The record is from RefSeq and is a predicted model, not a curated record. Gene Ontology annotation, cellular component: cytosol.